UUCCUCCCCUCCCCUUUCGGAGCGCUGGUAACGUCAGCCCGGGUUCUGCAGGCAGGUGCUGUUGCCUCGCGCCGCCGCCGCCGCUGUGUUUGCUGCCAGACCAGAAGCGCGUCCCCGAGGAGACCCUCACAGCCCGUUCCCCCUCUGCUUCACCCUCCCAGAUGGCCUCUGCCACAGAUGCCCGCUAUGGCCAGAAGGAGUCAUCGGACCAGAACUUUGACUACAUGUUCAAGAUCCUCAUCAUUGGGAACAGCAGUGUUGGGAAGACCUCUUUCCUCUUUCGAUAUGCUGACGAUUCCUUCACCCCGGCCUUCGUCAGCACCGUUGGCAUCGACUUCAAAGUCAAGACCAUUUAUCGCAAUGACAAGCGCAUCAAAUUACAGAUCUGGGAUACAGCAGGUCAGGAGCGAUACCGGACCAUCACCACUGCCUACUAUCGGGGGGCCAUGGGCUUCAUUCUGAUGUAUGACAUCACCAACGAAGAGUCCUUCAAUGCUGUCCAGGAUUGGUCAACCCAGAUCAAGACCUACUCAUGGGACAAUGCUCAGGUGCUGCUGGUGGGGAACAAGUGCGACAUGGAAGAUGAGAGGGUUGUGUCGUCCGAGCGGGGCCGCCAGCUCGCCGAACACCUGGGAUUCGAGUUCUUUGAGGCCAGCGCCAAGGAUAACAUCAACGUGAAACAAACCUUUGAGCGUCUGGUGGACAUUAUUUGUGAAAAGAUGUCCGAGUCCCUCGAUGCAGCCGACCCGGCCGUCACUGGUGCCAAGCAGGGUCCCCAGCUGACCGACCAGCAAGCUCCUCCCCACCAGGAUUGUGCCUGCUAAAGAGACUUCGGUGUGGCCACCCCACUCUGUCCCACCCUCCUUGUCUGCCUCACGCUCCCCCCCUCCCCAGCAACUUGAGUCCUGGCCUGGUCCUCUGUGCACCCUCCCCCCAAUACCCGUCCCCCGUCCCAUUGCUUUAUCCUUCGUGGGGCUGCGGGUGGGUGGGGAGCGAGACUCAAAAACCUAGCAGGCAUCCACCUCUCUGUUAAAGCUUUUUUAAAGAAAGCUUGCUCCCUUUUAACCAUCCUUUAAUGGGUGAGAAUUAAAUCCCUGCCUUGCCUGUCUCUCUUGUGGCUAGUUAGAGAUUCUCUCUCUCUUUUGCUGUGGGGGGGGGAGGGGAGCAUGGGGAAGGGGGGGUCGGCAUCAGAGGAAGCUAUUUUAACUGUUCUAGUUUUAUUUAUUUAUACACAUCUCUAUAUUUAUAAAUUUCCUGUUUUACAAAUCCAGACCUGUGCUGCUAUCCCUCCUCCCUUCCUCUGCUCCCCCUGUUGCUUCUUUUAAGGGCCCCUGUGAGCUCCUCGCAUCCCAUGUCUGUCCACAACCCCCCCCCCCCGGUCUUCUUGGAAAUUCAUAUUGACACCAACAACCAAAGACAGUGGAGCAAACGUCUGAAGCUGAUAUUGUUGUGAGUGUAUGUGGUGGUGGGGAAAUCUUGAGGGAGGGCCAUAGUGGCUCAGUGGAGAAGAGCCCGUGCGUUGCCUGCAGAAUGUCCCAGGUCCAAUCCCCAGGCAGGGCUGGGAGAGCCAUUGCUGGCAGUCAGUGUAGACAGUAUGCUAAGUCAGAUGGAUCGAUUGGUCUGACUUGGAAUAAUGCAGAUCCCGGUGUCUCUCUUUGGGAGCCACUGUCCCCCUCUGUUUGAUCCAGGAAGGCCGAGUCAUGUGGGAACAUCCCUCGGUGCAAGCUCCAUACAGGGAUCUGCUAAACGAAGCCAGCCUUCCAGCUCCCCAUUCGUUAGCUCCGAUCCGUGCCUGCCCUGUUACAGGUACCAUCCUCUGCCACUUAUGCACACCAUAGUGGGGUCCUUCUCUAGGAACGCUCUCCCUAUCAGGGCGGCAACCUGUGACUCUCGUUGGCUGUAAGGUGGAGCUGGGGAAGCAUCUGUGGCCCUCGAGAUGAUGUUGGACUCCAACUCCCAUCAGCCCCAGCCAGCCAGCAUGGCCAGCAGUCCGGGGUUACCCAUCCCUGAUCUAAGAACCAGCGUUCCCUGCCUCAUGUCACAUUCCAUCUGCUAGCAGCCACCUUAGCCAACAGUCAGGGAUGAUGAUAAUGAUGGGAAUUGGAGUCCAGCAACAUCUGGAGGGCCAUAAAGAUGUUCCCCAUCUCUGAGGCCUAGGUCAACACACAGCCCUGGAAGAAAUAUACCUGGCUCUUCUGUCUCCACCUCAGAAGCCAAGGUCUCGCAACAACCAGAUCAAGAAGACUUACUGCAUUUAGAAAACUAAUUUGCAGUUGUGGGGGUGUCUUGUCCACUUGCAGUCCAACAUGGUAACAUCUAGACACAAUUUCUUUGCUCGUUUUCUUUAACAGCAGGCCUAAGUCGUAGCAAAGUCUUGCUGCUUGGCUGGCUGUGGGGAGCACUGUUUUGGCUAUGGAGGCGGCCAAAGACGCUCCUCACCUACGCAGUGCCACUGAAAUCCCGCUGGACCUUCCCUUGAUUCUCGCUGCUAGUCCUUCCAAACCUCUGCCCUGCAGAUGUGUCUGUCUGUGCUUCCCCCCCCCCCAAUUUGCCAGCUGUGUAGUAAUAUCCUGCUCAUAUUUGUUCUUUCUCCUCCCGUCUUCCUCAGUGUACAGGAAAAGAAAAAAAAUGCAAUCUCCAUCCCCACUUCCCUGUAAAUAAAAGUAGACAGUGA
Rhineura floridana is the source of this 2674-nucleotide messenger RNA. It is a transcript of the gene RAB3A, whose product is annotated as RAB3A, member RAS oncogene family. Gene Ontology annotation, molecular function: GTPase activity; GTP binding. The transcript has 5 exons. The record is from RefSeq and is a predicted model, not a curated record. Gene Ontology annotation, biological process: axonogenesis; protein secretion; regulation of exocytosis. The coding region runs from base 162 to 824 and encodes 220 amino acids. NCBI's taxonomy places the organism in Eukaryota, Metazoa, Chordata, Lepidosauria, Squamata, Rhineuridae. Gene Ontology annotation, cellular component: synaptic vesicle; axon; endosome.